Molecule: messenger RNA, 2076 nt
Organism: Orbilia oligospora ATCC 24927
Lineage: Eukaryota; Fungi; Ascomycota; Orbiliomycetes; Orbiliales; Orbiliaceae
Exons: 6
Coding region: 1-2076 (691 amino acids)
Biological process (GO): regulation of gene expression
Cellular component (GO): nucleus; cytoplasm
Molecular function (GO): mRNA binding
Source: RefSeq, a predicted model, not a curated record
AUGGCUGACCCAAACAACGUCGCCGCCCUCCUCGCUGCCCUUACAAACCAGCAGCAGCAACGUGGAGCUGGUGCCCAGACGCCUCAGACCCUUCUUGCGGGUCUACAACAGCAACAACAGCAACCAUCCGCCCAACAAGCCCCGAAUCCAAAUGCCCUUGCCGCUCUGCAAUCCCUUCUAGCCAAUGUUCAGCAGCCAGGUGCCCCUGGAGGGGCCGCUGCUCCUCAGGGCAGUUUCCCUCUUCCUCAGCCGACCGGAUCGGGUGCUCUAGACCUUUCGAACAUUCGGCCCACAAACUCUGGGUCUGUAUCACUCCAAGAUGCAAUCGCGAAGGCUAGAAACUUCGCGUCUGAACGGGGUAUUCAGCCUGGUGCCUACCAACAACCUGGUGGCCCUCGAGAUUUCGACCGAGGAAGUGGUGGCGGCAAUAACAGAUCGUACAACCAGGACGCUAGGUCUCGUUCGAGAUCUCCUGGCCGUGGCAGUAACUACGGUGGCAGUGUUGGUGGAGGAGGUGGGGGUAAUGGCGGUCCUCGCGACGGCAACUUCAAUCCUAACCCUUAUAGGGAUGAACGACGAGGCCGUAACCAGUACAACUCUCCUCGUCCUCGAGAUCGGUCAUUUAGCCCUCCUAAUCGCAAUCGUCGGAAUUCUCCACGGGGAUACCGAGAGCGCUCACCUCAAGGGGAGGGCAAUAUUACUGAUCAUAUGAUGAUCGACGCGUCCCUAGUCGGUCUGAUCAUUGGUCGCCGCGGCGAAACCCUGAAAAGGGUAGAGGAAAUGAGUGGUGCUAGGGUACAGUUUGUUGCUGACAGUAGAGGUGAACCAGAACGUGUUUGCAACAUCACUGGUCCAAGAGCUGCAGUACAGUCUGCUCGGCAACAAAUACAAACAAUAAUAUCUGAAAACAGUGCAAGUAGCAUUCGGGAUGACCAUCGGCGCAACACUUACCAUGGGCAUGGACACGGCCAUGGCAAACACGGUGGUCAUGGCGGCGGAGGAGGUGGAGGAGGAGGUGGCGGUGGUGGUGGUGGCGGCGGCGGCGGCGGCAGUCAUGGUGGUAGUCAUAGCGGCGGAGGAGGAGGAGGUGGUGGUGGUGGUGGCAGUGGAGGUGGUGGCGGACCUGGCAGCAGCGGCGGCGCCUCUGCGAGGCAGGACCCCGCACACCACCCCGUCUUAAAAGAGGGUGAGAACAGCAUGCAGAUCAUGGUCCCUGACAAAACCGUUGGUCUUAUCAUUGGUCGCCGCGGAGAGACCAUCCAAGAUCUUCAAGACCGGUCAGGAUGUCAUAUCAAUAUCGUCGGUGAAAGUAAAUCAGUAAAUGGAUUUCGACCCGUGAAUCUGAUCGGGACAACUGAGGCGGCGAUGCGUGCUAAGGCUUUGAUUAUGGAGAUCGUUGAGUCUGACGUACGCCCUGGCCCUGGCGGCCCCGGACCCCAAGGAGGUGGAAGCAGCGGUGGAAGUGGAGGUGGUGGAGGAGGCGGCGGCGGCGGCGGCGGCGGCGGCGGCGGUCGCCAACAAGGAGGUGGGUAUGGUAAUCAAGGUGGAGAUAAGAAUGGUGAGACUAUUCGUGUACCAAUCGACGCCGUUGGCAUGAUAAUAGGAAAAGGCGGUGAAACGAUCAAGGAAAUGCAGAAUACGACAGGCUGCCGUAUCAAUGUUCUGAGCCAACAGACCUCAGACGGUGAGCGUGAGAUCUCAUUAUCUGGACCUCCAGAUGCUAUCGCACGUGCCAAAGCAGCCAUCGACGAGAAAGUCGAUACAGCUCGUCGCCAAGGCCAAUUGAAAGGGUCUGAUAUGAAUUCUUCUGGUGGUCAAGCCGCCCCUGCUGGCAUUGACCCUCAAGCCUACCAGCAAGCGCUCAGCGCUUAUGCUCAGGCGGCGGCAGCUGCCGGCGGUGGCGGUGGCGGACCACCACAACCCGGAUCUACUGACCCUGCGAAUGACCCCUACCAGGCUUACGGUGGGUACCAGGCAUAUGCUCAAACAUAUGCCCAAAUGUACUAUGCCGCUAUCGCAGCCCAACAGCAGCAACAGAACCAGCAACCAGGUGGGCCCGGUGCCCCUGGUACAUGA